AAUCCAUGCCAAGAAGCACCUUGUCGUAAUGGCGGCAAUUGUACCUUACAAGAAAACAGGCAGCAUUAUAACUGCGAGUGCAAGAAAGGAUUUGAGGGCGAGCAUUGCGAUCAAGCACCAGAUAUUCGUCUCGUUGGAUCAUCUAAUAAGUACGAGGGACGUCUUGAAGUCUAUCACAACGGCCAUUGGGGUACUGUCUGCGAUGAUUACUGGGACCAAAAUAGUAACGGUGGUACGGUCGCUUGCCGGCAGCUCGGAUUCAGUGGUCUACAGUCCUACGAUACGGACAAAUUCGGCCAAGGGACUGGGUUUAUCUGGUUAGAUGAUAUCAGAUGCACUGGUACCGAACAACGAAUACAAGACUGUCCCCAUAUUAUCAUACCAGGUGGAGUUGGUCAUUGCAGUCACUCUGAAGACGUAGGCAUAAUAUGCAUUCCAUGAGAGAACUGURUUAUAAUUAUUUUGAUUAUGCGCGGUCUCAGUGUCGUCAAGCCAAACCUGUGCUUUGAGUGUAAAAUGAUCGGUUUUUUUUUCUGCAAAAUACUAUCAUCGAUUCAACUGARCUGCCUCAAGCAGUCGAGGUUUUAUCAAAGUUAUAGUGCUAGACAUAUUGCCGCUGUGUAGUGAUAGGGACUGCUAAUUAACGUCAAAUUCCCAUAUUCUGACGGAUACAGCCUUUUUYAAAAAUUAUGAGAAUUGUCGAAAUAUCUAAAUAUCAUAAUAUCGAGUGCAUGAUGGGUAAUCCCGCGCGAUGCCCUUAGUCCC
This is a messenger RNA of Exaiptasia diaphana, 765 nucleotides long. RefSeq names its product scavenger receptor class A member 5. The record is from RefSeq and is a predicted model, not a curated record. NCBI's taxonomy places the organism in Eukaryota, Metazoa, Cnidaria, Anthozoa, Actiniaria, Aiptasiidae. Gene Ontology annotation, cellular component: membrane.